This is a messenger RNA of Suillus fuscotomentosus, 4672 nucleotides long. RefSeq names its product CNH-domain-containing protein. Gene Ontology annotation, molecular function: guanyl-nucleotide exchange factor activity. Gene Ontology annotation, biological process: intracellular signal transduction. The record is from RefSeq and is a predicted model, not a curated record. Bases 267 to 4505 code for a protein of 1412 amino acids. NCBI's taxonomy places the organism in Eukaryota, Fungi, Basidiomycota, Agaricomycetes, Boletales, Suillaceae. The transcript is spliced from 13 exons.
AAUGACGUUUUCGAUACUCUACGUAAAUCAAACUGUAUCCUGACCGUAACUUGUAUUUCUACAUUCAGUGCAUCAACGAAGUUGCCGCGGUGGUCACUGCCAUCAUCGAUCACUACAUUGUCUUCGCCGUCGUUAACGCUGAGGAAGAACGUGUGAGCGAAUUAGCGGGCGAUAACCAAACUUGGUGCAACUACAGGCCGAAAACUGAGUCUUGUGUGAUCUCUACCACGCAGCCAACGCCAGCACCAGUGACUCAUACGGGCGCGAUGGACAGGCCAGCUGGGCCCCGCCAGCCAGACAAGCGAAAUGAAGCAUACGAGUCCAUCUUCGGUCGGCCAUCCGCUUCUCACCACCAGGCAGGACAAUAUCCUGGCCAGCCUGUUGCGCAGCAGCUGCAAUAUGCACAGUCAGUACAUGGCAUGCCUGUGCAUGGUGUCCAAUACCACAACCAACCAUACCCCGCACACUACCACCACGACAGGAGGACAUCAUACUCCCAACGUCAACAUUACUAUCCAAAUCACUUACCACAACACCCUCAGCAGCACCUGCAGUCACCAUACAGGCAGUCAUAUCCACAUACAGCUGCAUCUCAGCAACAACUGCCUGCACACCACCAUGCACAGCACACCCGUCCACACACUCUGGCGCCUCCCAUGAUCCAUGGUCGUGCUAGAUCUGUCGUCAGUUCACCCCAUGCUGCUGGUAUAAUCUCACCGCUACCAGACGAUCCGCCCGAUGAAUCCCUCGAGGCUCUUACGAGAGCAGGCCUCACCCCUGCACAGGCUUAUCAGGCCCAAGUUUACCGUAAUAGUCCUACCAAUCAACAACAGCCCAACGAGCAGGCCAAUUCCACAAGGGAACCCUCUUUGAACGGCAACCAUCAUCGUGUCUCUAACGACGUGCCCCUUUUGGGCGUCAAUCUUGACCUCGAGGAUACUCGCUUCAAUAUCGAUUUUGGCACUGACGAUCACCGAGGCCCAGAAGAGUCCACAAGCGAAUUGCCAUGGACCAUUCCGAACACAGGUGCAAAUGCAAGAGAAUGUACACCAAUGGCUCCCUUCCCAAGGGCACAGCAAUAUCGACAAGCAAGCCCUCUUUCCAUCGCAUCUGAUCAGAGCAAUUCAUCUGCCAGUUCACGACCACAACCCCCUCAGCUCGACACCACUCUCAUGUCCACUCGUAAUUCCCUCAUCAGUAGUUCCCCUGCUUCAUCCUCCCAUGCUGCCGCUUCCACCAGUCGUCGAUCCUCAGACUCUAUCCGUACGAUGCCUGGUGCUGCCUUUCGUCGUGACCGCACUCCACAAGAUCGGUCCAUGUCCAUGUCAGCUGCUUCGGGCAGCAUCCGCACUAUGAUCGAUCGCGGCUCUCGCGCCCCGAACCCAUUUAUGGCUGGGGGUCGCACCAGCCUCACCACCUCUGCACGACCACCUCGCCGAACACCCAUUGUAUACCCUGCACUCCUCUCUCGCGUGGCGGAGGCUUUUCGUGAACGCAUCAACCUCCAGGAUCGUAUUAAGGACGGUCUCACAUAUAAGGAUGCCUUCGAUGGUCGUGAGGCGGUCGACAAAAUCUCAUAUAUAAUCAAGACUACUGACCGCAAUCUCGCCCUACUUCUUGGUCGUGCCCUCGACGCACAAAAGUUCUUCCAUGAUGUCACCUAUGACCAUCGGCUCAGGGAUAGCGCUGCAGAGCUGUACCAGUUCCGCACGAAAUUGAGCCCAUUCGUGAGCGGUGAGCUGCAGACAAACUUUGGGGAUAGGGAUGAUGAUGGUGAUUUGAAACCGGAGCGGCCAUCGCCUGGCCCUCAAGAUUGUGGAUCGGGGCCCUUUGGACAGGGAUCGAACGACUCGCAUGGUGACACACAGGAGAAGGACGCUUCACCUAUUAUCGAGAUCCCUGAUCCGCGUGGGCCCCAGGGAUCAGAGAGUGUCGAUGAGAUGCCCCUUCCUUCGGGCGUUUUCACGCUUCUUACAGACUGCUACUCGCCGACGUGCACGCGAGAUCAGCUGUGCUAUAGUAUCGCAUGCCCUAGGAGGCUUGAGCAGCAGUCACGAUUGAACAUGAAGCCACAGCCUGGGCUCAAGAAGCAGAUAUCGAGGGAGAGCUUGGGUGACUUUGUGGAACCUGGUACGCUAUGGAUACACUCCGUCCCGCAAGAGGUCGUCAACAGUGUCUCCGACGCCGAGAAAAGGCGCCAGGAAGCUAUUAACGAAGUCAUAUACACGGAACGUGACUUUGUCCGCGACAUGGAAUACCUUCGCGAUGUCUGGAUAAAUGGGCUGAAAGACAGUGACAUCAUCCCCGCUGAAAGUCGUACGGACUUUGUGACACAGGUCUUCUGGAACAUCCACGAAAUUAUCGCAGUAAAUACCCGCCUUCGAGACGCGCUCAACAAGCGACAAAAGUCAUACGCUGUUGUGGAGCGCAUCGGAGACAUCCUUCUUGAUUCUGUGCCGCAUUUCGCGCCCUUUGUAAGUUACGGUGCUCACCAACUGUAUGGCAAGUAUGAGUUCGAAAAGGAGAAGAGCUCCAAUCCAGCGUUCGCACAGUUUGUGGAAACUACGGAAAGAUUGCCAGAGUCGCGCAAGCUUGAGCUCAAUGGAUACUUGACGAAGCCGACCACGCGAUUAGCUCGAUAUCCACUGCUUCUGGAAGCGGUCUUGAAGCACACGCCUGAUGAUAACCCAGACAAGCAAACGCUUGCGCAGGUGGUUAUUAUGGUCCGCGAGUUUUUAGGGAAGGUGAAUGUAGAGACGGGAAAGACAGAGAACCGUUUCAACCUUUUACAACUCGACCAGCAGCUCGUGUACAGGCCAGGGGAGCAAGUGGACCUGAAGCUGCAGGAUCCUGGUCGUGAACUCGUAUACAAGGGUGCUCUGAAUAAAAGAGGUGGUGGGCAAGGGGACAGCGGAGACCUGCUUGUAUACCUCUUUGACCACGCUCUACUAAUGGUGAAGCAGAAGAGCAAACACGAACAAUUCAAGGUCUAUCGACGACCGAUACCCCUCGAGCUCCUCUUCGUGCACGUCACAGAUGAAUCCAAUAACUCCAAUCGUCCUGCUAACGCUCGUCAGGGGCAUAAAACGCUCACGAAGAAACCCAGUUUCAACCGAGGUACACCGUAUGCGCCUGCCAUUCCAAUUAAAGUCGAUGGCAAAAGUGGAUUUGCCAUCACGUUCAUACAUCUAGGGCGCAAGUACUACCAGAUGACGCUUUGGGCAAGCACAUUUGUAAGCCACCGCAAAUGGGUCGAAACCAUCACGAAGCAACAGGAAUCUCUCCGUGAGCGGAGCACAGUGUUUGAGACAAUCACCUUGUGCGAGGGCUUCUUUCUCGGGCAGAAUAGGGUGAACUGCGCCGCGCCGUUUGCGUACGGAAGGAGAAUCGUGUAUGGGACAGAUGACGGAAUCUACCUGUCGGAUUUGAAUCAUCCAAACAGGGAACCAGUCAAAGUGCUGGCUCUACUGGAUGUUUCUCAAGUCGAUGUCCUGGAAGAGUUUCAAUUACUCAUAGUACUUUCUGAACGACAAGUCAUCACAUUCCCGCUAGACGCUCUCGACCCCAUGGACCCAAUGUCUGGCUUGAAGCGGGCGAAGAGGAUAUCGUCGCACACGACAUUCUUCAAGGCUGGCAUUUGCCUAGGAAAAGUCCUUGUUUGUAUCGUCAAAUCGAGUCCGCUGUCUAGUACGAUUAAGACAUUGGAACCAAUUGACCAGAACAUUCGCGGAAGGAGUAAACCGACGUUCCGUAAGAUUUUGCAAGGCGGGAAUGAUACGCUGAAGGCGUUCCGAGAAUUCUACAUUCCCGUGGAGUCGAGCUCGAUCCACUUCCUGAAAACGAAGCUCUGUGUAGGGUGCACGAAAGGCUUCGAGAUUGUCGACCUCGAGAGUCUUGAUACGCAGGGACUUCUCGAUCCAGCCGACACUUCCCUUGACUUUGUACGGAAAAGAGAAAACCUUCGGCCGAUGGCUAUCUACCGGGUGGAUAACGAGUUUCUGCUUUGUUAUGACGAAUUCGCAUUCUAUGUGAAUAAAAACGGUUGGCGGUCCCGACAAAAUUUCAUGGUGCACUGGGAGGGGUCGCCCACCGGUUUUGCCCUUCGUUUCCCAUAUGUUUUAGCGUUUGAACCUACGUUCGUGGAAAUCCGGCAUGUCGAGACGGGUCUCAUGUCGCAAGUCAUCCAGGGGAACAACCUCCGUCUUUUAUUCGCUGACAUGCCGUCGUCGGCAACGCAUUCAGGUAAUGCGCAGCAAAACCAAUACUACGGGCAGCAGAUGUAUAGUCAAUAUCAACAGCCGACUCCGUCACUUUAUGGGCAGUCGUCGGUAUACGGACAAGGAUACGGUUCACCUGCCCAUUCCCCCCAGUCUCAGCAUGCACGCCUCAUACCAUCGGGGCGCGACGAGAUCUUGAUGGUUUCUGACGACCGCGUGUUAACAUUGCGAAUGGCUGUGGGACAGCAUGUUAUUUGUGAUACGGUAUCGCUGGCGUCAUCGCGAUGACUGUAGGUAUUUUUGUUUUGCGUAUGUUGUGAUAUUCAGAUAUGUUAUACGAGUAACAUCUUUUGUGAUUUUGUCUGUUAAUUCGUGAUACUAGUACCCUCACCAUAGCAUAUAUUUCUAUUGCAUUUGUGUAGUUCAAACAAUGAGAUUGAUCAAUUGAUAUAUAA